Molecule: messenger RNA, 1015 nt
Organism: Gossypium raimondii (Peruvian cotton)
Lineage: Eukaryota; Viridiplantae; Streptophyta; Magnoliopsida; Malvales; Malvaceae
Product: steroid 5-alpha-reductase DET2
Exons: 1
Coding region: 139-915 (258 amino acids)
Biological process (GO): brassinosteroid biosynthetic process
Cellular component (GO): membrane
Molecular function (GO): 3-oxo-5-alpha-steroid 4-dehydrogenase activity
Source: RefSeq, a predicted model, not a curated record
UAAUUGGUGUAGGCAGAGGGACAAAUAGGUAAGGCAGCCGAAGUACCGAAAAGUUUGUACUCACACUUAUUAAGUAGCAUUACCUGGGAUUCAGAUCCUUCUUUCUCAUCUUCAACAUAGAAAAGAGAAAACAAGAAAAUGGCCUCCGAUCAGACCCUUUUUCACUACUGCCUCCUCACACUUUACAUAAUCGCCUUACCAACAUGGAUCAGCCUUUACUUCCUCCAAGCCCCUUACGGCAAGCACAACCGCCCUGGUUGGGGUCCUACCAUCUCUCCACCUUUGGCUUGGUUCCUCAUGGAAAGUCCCACCCUCUGGCUCACUUUCUUUCUCUUUCCCUCCGGCCAACAUUUCUACAACCCUAAAUCAUUCCUUCUCAUCUCCCCCUUUCUCUUUCACUACUUCAACCGCACUGUCCUUUACCCUCUUCGCCUCUCCAGGAACACCACCCAAACCAGGGCUUUUCCGGUGAGUGUAGCUUUUAUGGCGUUUGGGUUUAAUCUUUUGAACGGUUAUUUGCAAGCCAGGUGGGUGUCGCACUAUAAGGACGACUAUGAAAAUGAGGAGCUGUUUUGGUGGAGGUUUCUUGGUGGAUUGUUAAUUUUUGUAGUUGGUAUGUGGGUGAAUGUUUGGGCUGAUAAAGUGUUGGUGGGACUGAAGAAACAAGGUGAUGGUGGAUAUAAGAUCCCAAGGGGAGGGCUGUUUGAGUUGGUGAGUUGCCCCAACUAUUUUGGGGAGAUUAUGGAGUGGUUUGGGUGGGCGUUAAUGACAUGGUCUUGGGUGGGGUUUGGCUUCUUUCUCUACACUUGUGCCAACCUGAUGCCUAGAGCUCGUGCCACCCGGCUUUGGUAUUUGGAGAAGUUUAAGGACGAUUAUCCCAAAGACAGAAAAGCUGUGAUCCCAUUCAUAUAUUGAAGAUUUGAUAUUUGUGUUUAUCCACAUAUGAUUGAUUCGGUGAUCAAGUUGUAGCUUUUUAAUGGUUUGAUUAAUAAAAAAUCGAAUUUCUUUUCUGUUA